AUGGUCAGAACGAAAAGUAUCUCUGAACGGGAGAAAACAGCGAAACUGAUCGCGAAGACACGUGCGUCGAUUCGUAAGAAACACAGAGCAUUGAAGACUGGUAUAAUGAAGAAUGAGAUCGUUCUAGAGAAACAAUUAAAACCUAUUAUCGAACCGUUGAAACAAAUUGCUGGAAACACUGAACGUGGAAGUAAACCAUUUGAAACUAAGUUUAUGGAGAAUAAGCAAAAGAAUAAACGUGAGUGCAGCGAUGAUGAGGAUGAUGAUAACGACAACGACGACGACGAUGAUGAUAAUGAUGCAAUUCCAACACAAAUUACUCCCCAGCGUCUUUCAUGGAACAAACAAAUAAAAAAGAAACGAUUAAACGUCAUGUCUGAUUCGUCCAUAAUUCAUUCCACACCAAUAGAAUCACAACAAGUAACUCCUUUUGACUUACAGGACGAAGAAGUUUUUAAAAUCAGUGAUGAUCCAUCGCUUGAAACGUCUGUCAGACAGGAGCACACCUCAAGGUCGUCAUAG
This is a messenger RNA of Trachymyrmex septentrionalis, 522 nucleotides long. RefSeq names its product ubiquitin-like-specific protease 1D. The transcript has a single exon. The coding region runs from base 1 to 522 and encodes 173 amino acids. The record is from RefSeq and is a predicted model, not a curated record. NCBI's taxonomy places the organism in Eukaryota, Metazoa, Arthropoda, Insecta, Hymenoptera, Formicidae.